Molecule: messenger RNA, 913 nt
Organism: Triplophysa rosa
Lineage: Eukaryota; Metazoa; Chordata; Actinopteri; Cypriniformes; Nemacheilidae
Product: coatomer subunit beta'-like
Exons: 6
Coding region: 1-606 (201 amino acids)
Source: RefSeq, a predicted model, not a curated record
AUGGAUCCAAAAAGACUGGACAACUGUUUGGAGCUUCUGAUCAAGACCAAUCGUUUACCAGAAGCAGCCUUUCUGGCCCGCACAUAUUUGCCCAGCCAAGUGUCCAGCUUGUCUAAGGUCAAUCAGAAAGCGGCUGAGUCUCUAGCAGAUCCUACCGAAUAUGAAAAUCUGUUCCCCGGCCUGAGAGAGGCCUUUAUUGCAGAGCAGUACCUUAGAGAGACCAGCCUUGGGGAAACCAGACCUGCCUCUGAUUACCCACUGGUCACACCCAAUGAAGAGAGGAACGUGCUGGAGGAAGCCAGUGGGUAUGAACCCAAAGGUGUAUUCCCCACUCCCACACAGGUGAAGGAUGCAGAUGAAGCCUCAGAGGAUGAGGGUGUUUUAGCCCCCGUGGUGGCAGCUGUCUCCGCUUCAGUAGCAGCUGCAGUGAGCCCGACAGAAGCCAAGCUCUCUCAGACGGUUGAAAAGGAGGAGGAAAAACCUACAGGGGCUGCGACAGCGGAUCAGAAGGUUAUUGAUGAACUGGAGGAUGAUUUGGAUAACAUGGAGCUUGAUGAUAUCGAUACCACAGACGUUAAUCUUGACGAUGACUUCUCAGAUGACUAACCCCAAAUCACAGAAGCAUUGAGUUUAUUUAAGCGACCAAACUGAUUUUUUGUAUGUAUGUUAGUCCCACUGAGGUGAAGGCCGAGUCUAAAACAGGAUGGACUGGACGGAACAUGAAUACGUCUUUUACGACGUAACACGAUUGGCAAGAGGAGAAAUGUGCUGUUGAUUUUGAACUUUUCUACUUCAUUCUGGACCUUCUAUUUACGUUUUACCCGUACAUAAAGGUAUGCAUUGAUUAUUUUGUGUUUUACCAUGGUAAAUCAUGGUGUCAUUAUUCAUAAUAAAGAUAAUUAUGCUUACAGCG